CUUGCCUCUCUCCGUCUUUCUUUCUCUCGUCCUCUGUCCGUCUUUUCUCUUUGCGCCGCGCGGCGCGAGAUAUCCUUUGUUCGAUAAAUCAACGUCGAUUUCAUCCCUACGUGAGCAUCAAUUACAAGACUCUUCUCGAGAGACAUUAAUUUAUUAUCGGGGAGAAACGUAAUCUCACGGGCGAUUGAUACACUCGUCGCUGCUCCGGCGGAGUAACCGCAAAAACAAUCGCCGGCUCUCUUUUCGCUAAUAAACCAAAAAAGGGAGGAGCGUGCGCGUUCAAGCAGCUUUUGGCAGCAAUACGAAGAUCGAUGCGCAGCGAUCGAGACGAGCAGAUCCUCGUGUGAUCCUCGUGUGAUUCUCGUGAUCGGGAACCUGACUUAGAGAAGCCUUGGUGUGACCAUGCACAUUGGACAUCGGACGCAGCCGUUCUUGGGAAAAUUGUAGUCCGCCGCGCGUCCGGCGAUUCGCGACGCGAAAAGUGCAGAUCUCGCGCGAUCUCGAGGUUGAUCUCAAUCCUAGUCUCCUUGGCUAAUCUCUCGGCGUCAUGAUCGAGGAAGCCACCACGUUCGAUAUGAUGGACGAACUGCUGUUCUCCACUCUGGGCCUAACGAUGGACACCGGUGUCGAGAGACAGCUACUCUCUCCGACCAAGAUGAAUCUGCCGUACGAUUACGAGAUGUCGUGCGGGACUCCGCUCAGUGACGACUUCGGGAUAAUCGACAGCCGGUCGAGCGUCGCGAUAAAUCCGAUGGAUUGCUACACCGACUUGACUUACUCGACGAAAUCGUCGUGGAACGACUGGUCAUCUACCAAUACGCCCACAUCGUCAGGUUGUCUGAGCGAAUUGAGCGAGCUGGACUCGGAGCUGGACUGGUGUCUGGAGAAGAGCUGGAACUCCGGCCUGCCGGAAAGGACGCCGCUGUGCACCGCGGGGUGCGAGGGGUUCCUGCAUCUGCCGCUACCGAAUCCGCAGCAGACGCCGCCGCAGUACGAGGAGCCGUUGCUGGUGCUCGGGAUCGACUUGUGUGCACUGGACGACACGCUGGGGAACGCAAACGCGAUAGAUUACAACAACAACCAGUUGGACGACAGCCUCCUAAUCUCGUCAGCAGCUAACGCCGCUUUGGCGACGCACGACUACACCAAUCGCAGCUUGGCGACCGCGGCCGAGGACCGAUGCUUCCCGUGUACUUACCAAGGGUGUGUGAAGGUCUACGCCAAGGCGUCCCACUUGAAAGCUCACUUGCGCCGACACACCGGCGAGAAGCCGUUCGCGUGCACUUGGUCCGGCUGCGGAUGGCGUUUCAGCCGAUCGGACGAGCUGGCCAGGCACCGACGGUCGCACUCGGGCGUCAAGCCGUACCAGUGCGAGAUGUGCUCGAAGAAAUUCGCGCGUAGCGACCACCUGGCGAAGCAUCGCAAGGUGCACCGGAAGAACGCAUACCCGUUGUUCCACGGGGCGAGAGGACUGCGCGCCGGCAAGGUGAACGUCCUACCAACGGAGACAUAGGGCGAACGUGGAUCGAAAUCGAUCGCCACCGGCGAUGCGGCCGGGGCGAACGUGUCGACGACAUACCUUCUAUAUAGAGUAUAAGGAUUGACGAAUAAAGUACUUAAAGUACGUAAAAGCUAGCCGACGUAGGGAUAACUCAGAACGAGUGACGCGAACCGGUUGUUCUCAACGCUCGCGGCGACUGCAGCCGUUGGAAGAGCGCAAGUCCGCUCUUUUGCCGCCACUCGUGAGAAAGUUCAUUUGUGUUUGAAUAAGAUAUAAGCGAGAGGAGAAAAGAGCUCGUCUCUGUCUAUCGCUAAAUGCUUGAAACACUCGCUGCGUCCUGUGUUUCAAAAAGUGUAUCUCGCACCAAACAUUAAGAACCACCGUGUGCAAAUUGUUCGAUAAAACGAUACUGCGUCCAGUUGCUACGGCGAUCGAAGGAUUUACCAAGUAGAUUUCUAAGAUAAACGUGGGUAUAUCGCGCCACGAUUCUUCUUCGAUUGUGGAGAAGUCUGAUCGGCGCGACCAACUAAAGAUUAUACUCGAUCCAAAGAGAGAUUACCUUCAACCUAGUAUUAGUGCGAUCAGUCCUUCUUAGCGGCAGUUAAAAAAAGCUACUUCGAUAAGGAAUUUUUACCAGCGUUACAUAGAGUAACAAUAAAAACUUAUGAGCGAAAGAUCA
Molecule: messenger RNA, 2180 nt
Organism: Dinoponera quadriceps
Lineage: Eukaryota; Metazoa; Arthropoda; Insecta; Hymenoptera; Formicidae
Product: Krueppel-like factor 9
Exons: 6
Coding region: 548-1513 (321 amino acids)
Biological process (GO): regulation of transcription by RNA polymerase II
Molecular function (GO): RNA polymerase II cis-regulatory region sequence-specific DNA binding; DNA-binding transcription factor activity, RNA polymerase II-specific
Source: RefSeq, a predicted model, not a curated record